Messenger RNA from Vigna umbellata (rice bean), 1089 nucleotides. RefSeq lists its product as uncharacterized. The record is from RefSeq and is a predicted model, not a curated record. Lineage: Eukaryota; Viridiplantae; Streptophyta; Magnoliopsida; Fabales; Fabaceae. Gene Ontology annotation, biological process: root development; shoot system development.
AUGGCUUCUAUCUUUUCAACAAAACAUUCUCAUGGCUAUGCCAUUCGAUCCAUAAGCUUGCCAACCAGAUCACAUCCAAACACACUUCGAAUUGAAGAAGAGCUCAACAAGCUCAAAUCAUGGGAGGUUUCGUCUUCAUCGGAAGUGGAGAGAAUUUUCUUUGGUCUCUCAGGCCUUGCAGAGUUGUACAAGUGCAUGGAAGAUCUUUUGAAAUUGCCACUCACCCAACAAGCACUGUCUCUUGAUCAAAACCAAAAAUGGGUGGAUGAGCUGCUAGAUUGUCCAGUGAGAUUCUUGGACAUAUUGGGAGAAACAAGGGAUGCCAUGAUGCUGAUGAAGGGAAAUGUUAGAGAUUUUCAAUCAGCACUCAGAAGGAGAAAAGUUGAAGACUUGGUGAUUCAAAACCAUGUGUAUUCAUAUUGGAGUCUGAGAAGAAACACAAGGAAACAAUGUACGAAAUAUCUUGUUUUGUUGAAGAACACUGCUGAAGGGUCGUCAUUUGGGGCAUCUCCUCCUUUGGAUCUGAAUCAGCAUCUUUCAGCAGUUGUGAGGGUUCUGAGAGAAGCUAGCUUGAUCACCAGCUGCAUAUUUCAGUCACUUAUGUCGUUUCUUUCUUCACCAAUCUUAAGGUCAAAGGUGACUAACAAGUGGAGAUUUGUGUCAAGAGUGAUGAUGAAAGGGAGACUUGUUCAAAAUGUGAAUGAAUUGGAAAAAGUGGACUUGGCACUUUGCAGAAUGUUGAUGGAUAAUCCAGCCAAAGAUUUUGAAGUUGAAAAUAUUCAAUUUGCACGUAAAGAGCUUGACGAUGUGCUCGUAGUCAUUGAAGGGCUUGAAAAUGGAUUGGAUUGCUUGUUUAAGCACCUUAUUAACACUCGAAACAGGAGCACUGAAGAAGAUGGGAUGUGUGACAGUUUUGGAACUAAAGCUACUGGUUACUCAACCACAUAUUCAGGAAAACUGAUGGAUUUAGCAACAAGUACACAACAAGUGCAAGAGUGCUUGCUGAGCAAAAUGUGGCAAGACUUCAAACUAUAUGCAUUUCAUCAUAUAGCUGCGAACAGUUUCUUCAACUACCAACUUGGACUGUGA